AGGCAACAUCGAAUACAGACAAAAUUGGGUUCCUCAAUGAAAUCUACCUUUCUGGAUUUCCUUGGAUUCUCAAAGAGAUCUGUUGGUUCUCACCAGGGACUACUGAAAAUCAUCACCAGAUAUCAUACAUUUCUUGUGAAGAACCACAGGAAACAAACUCACCACAAAACCGGGGGGAAAAAAAAUCUUCUUUUAUUUGUCAAUGUGAUUAAAAUAAACUCUCCUCCAUGAGAUGCUUCUCUUUUGCUCGUGUGGAGAAGCUUUGAGGAGAAAGAAGUCCUUUAUUUUGGGAGAUUCAAAUUCUUCACGGGUUCUGAAGAGUUAUAAUUGUCAGAUGCUGAAUUGAUCCAUACGACUGAAAACUGAAAGGAUAAAAUAAUCUAUAGGCAUUGAUGUUGCCACAUCUGCAUUCUUGAGCGAGAAGCAAAGCAGAAGUCCACAAAAGCAUAACGCAAGUGACUUAUUCUGAAGAACUUCUGUGAAAUUUUCCACAUCCUCUGCCAUACUUCUUGGAAAAACCAGAAUAGAUGCAAAUGUCAUUUGGUGCCUGUUGACUAAACUAAGGGUAAAUGGUUCAUCCUGUAGCUUUCUGGAUCCCUCAUUGAUCCUCAACAAGAAGCAGAAAUUAAAUUUAAAAGAAAAGAUUCAACUCCGCAGAACACGACAACCAACUCUUCUGAAAUAAUGGAUUCUAAGAUGGGAAACCUGACCUUCAAUUAUACUGAACACAAUGGCACUGAGGCCAUCCACUCGAAGAGCAAAAUUUAUCAUACUGGAUAUUUUGGGAUGAUAAUCUAUUCUUUAAUCCUUUUAAUCUGUAUUCCAGGGAUUAUUGGAAACGGCGCCGUCAUCCAAGUUUUGCGUUGCCGGAUGAAGAAGAAUCCUUUCACUGUGUACAUCCUUAAUUUGGCUGUGGCGGACAGUGGGACUCUCGUAUUCAUAUUUAUUUCCGCAAUUCUGCACAUGACGAUUGAAGACUCUCUGAUAGAAAUAAUUGAAAUGUUAGCAUUCACUUAUUGCACCGGUCAACUUCUUCUGACUGUCAUUAGCAUUGACCGGUGCUUGGUUCUUUUCUUCCCCAUUUGGCAUCGAUGUCAUCAGCCCCCAUACCUGUCCACCGUCGUCUGCGCCAUUAUUUGGAUAGUCUCCAUCUUUUUCUGUGGAAUUCAUUACACUCUGAUUUUGGUUAAGCGCCAUCGAAGUUUCAGCCGGUUCUAUCACGUGUUCAUCUAUAUCACAGUUUGCAUCCCGCUCAUGAUGGUCUCGACUCUGGCCCUCCUCAUCAAAGGCUACGUCAAAUCACAGAAGCAGAGACGAAGGAAGCUUCUGGUAGCCAUCUUGCUGUCCCUGUUUUUCUUCCUCAUCUUUUCUUUCCCGCCAAUUGCCAUCUAUGCCGUCAAUGUUAUUUCCAGGAACAAAUAUUUCAACUUAAUUGUGUUCGACUACUUAUGUGCCUGUCUAAACAGCAGUGUUAAUCCGUUGAUCUAUUUUCUGCUGGGGAGAAGGAAGGAACAUCGUUCUAUGUACAACCUAAAAGUAAAUCUCCAAACACUUUUCAAGGAGGCAGAAGAGAGCGACGAGCAAUCAGAGGUCCCGGUUGAUACCUAGAUAUAAUCUAC
Molecule: messenger RNA, 1619 nt
Organism: Ahaetulla prasina
Lineage: Eukaryota; Metazoa; Chordata; Lepidosauria; Squamata; Colubridae
Product: proto-oncogene Mas-like
Exons: 2
Coding region: 685-1608 (307 amino acids)
Biological process (GO): G protein-coupled receptor signaling pathway
Cellular component (GO): membrane
Molecular function (GO): G protein-coupled receptor activity
Source: RefSeq, a predicted model, not a curated record